GUCAGUAACCUUCAGAAUCAACCAAGCAGCGAGUGUGAGAACGUAGUACCGUUGUGUUCUUGCAAACGUAUCUUGACGAACUUUGCAUACGUGUUUGUGAUUGUUAUUUCGCCACUUGUUGAAACAGUUGAAACAAUUCCAAAGGAUUGUGACUUGCCUGAAGGACAACUGUAAAUCUUUCUCAUAACGUGUGAUAUACUUAUGGGCAACGCAGUGCAGAAGAUCCGAGCCCGCCUAGUGAUGGAGCGCGCCCAGAGCCACGGCCUCCCCGCCCAGGCCGCCUUCUACCCCGAGCGCUCCCGCUCCCCCGACGGCAGGAAGUCGUCCACGGGCUCCUCCAGCGACGCCUCCUGGACCAGCGCGCAGGACGACACCCUGGACGCCGCCCUGCAGUCCCUCGACGAGCUGCACGACCCCGACGGCGCCCUGAGCGACCUCCUGGCUCGGACGGGCGAGGACGACUUCAUGAAGGCCGUGCUCUCCUUCUGCUCGUACAUGGACGGCCGCAUGGACACCCUCGACAACUCGAGGAUCUACGACGAGUUCCGCUCCUACACGGCCUACACGCUGUCCGAGCCGGCCAAGGUGGAGGUGGCGUGAGCGGCGCCGGGACGCCUCCUGAGCACGCCCACGCCCGCCCUG
Molecule: messenger RNA, 642 nt
Organism: Penaeus vannamei (Pacific white shrimp)
Lineage: Eukaryota; Metazoa; Arthropoda; Malacostraca; Decapoda; Penaeidae
Source: RefSeq, a predicted model, not a curated record